This is a messenger RNA of Hemibagrus wyckioides, 2419 nucleotides long. Its product is annotated as zinc finger protein 84-like. Lineage: Eukaryota; Metazoa; Chordata; Actinopteri; Siluriformes; Bagridae. The record is from RefSeq and is a predicted model, not a curated record. The transcript has 7 exons. The coding region runs from base 154 to 1113 and encodes 319 amino acids.
AAAAUCCUUUCGCAAUUCAGCCGGAAGUCAAACUUGCUAAUUUGCCUAUUGUUGUUGGCUGUAAAGGAAGUUUCCCAAGCUAUUGCGUUUGUGUUUAUUUGACCGGAAGAAGAGAAAUACGUCAUAAAAAGAGACGUGCGCGAGACAGAGAUCAUGCAACUGCAGGGUAUGGAGGAAGGGGCCAGUCUGGACUCAGAGGGAGUGAAAGACUUCAAAAUGUGUGCAGUGAAACUGGUGGACAUCAGGAAAAUACAGGCACUCAAUACAAACAUAAUAUCAGAGGGAAAUCUUCCUGCUGGAGUUCCAGGUGAAUCCACCAUGUUUGAUGGAGACCAGGAGACGUUUCAGGCUCGGUUAAAGAAGAGUUCAGGGAGACUGGAGGAUUACGGAAAAGAAAAAGAUAAAUCCAGCAAGUUUGAUGGAGACCAACAGACACCGUACUCACAUUUAAAGCUCAGUUUUGUGAGACUGGUGGAUUGUGGAAAAAUACAAAGCAGAAGAACAGCAGCUGAAGGUGAGCCGGAGGACAGGGCUCAUGAUGAUGAACGCAACAACAGUGAAGUUAUUGCUUUCAGUAAAUCCAGCAGGUUUGAUGAAGACCAGCAACCACUGCACACGCAAUUAAAGAUGAGUUCAGUGAGACUGGUGGAUUGCAGAAAAGCACAAAGCAGAAAAGGCGAACCAGAAGAUGAGGCUUACGAUCCUGAAUCCACAAACAGUUAUUUUAUUCCUUCCUGUAAAAUCAGCAGGUUUGAUGGAGCCCAGCAGAGACUGGAGGCUCGGUUAAAGGUGUGUUUGGUGAAACUGGUGGAUUGUGGAAAAAUAAAAGGCAGGGAGGCUGAAGCUGAACCAAACGACAAAUCCGGCUACAGGAAGUUGAUUUCUUCCAGCGAGUUCAACCAGUCUUCUGCUCAAGAGGAUGAAGUGCAAACGAUCCAAAAAAGGUCCCCCAGAAAACAUGGGUGCAGUAAGUGUUUCAGCAGUUCUUUAGAUGUGCACACAGAUGAAAAACCAUACCACUGCACACAGUGUGGAAAAGAGUUCUCACAACGAUCACAAGCGCGAAGACACCAGAGAGUUCACACUGGAAAGAAGCCUUACGAGUGCAAGUAGUGUGGCGGAAAAAAAAAAAAUGUUUCCCAAGGAUCACAACUUACGGUACACACCAGAGUAAAAUAUUACAAGUGUAAUAAUGGCAUUUGUUCAAUGUUCUUAUCUUAACGGCGACCAAAGAACACACACGCACAGGACUUUAGCCUUACUGCUGUGAUUUUCUGUGGAAAACGGUUUACACAGUGAACACAUCAACUCCCAGUGCAGCUCAGACUUCUGUCAUAACAUCUUACAGACUGUUACACACUGGAAGAUGCUUUACUGCCAGCAAAGGAUUCAAGAACAACCAGCCACAGAGGAUACACGCUUGGGGAGGGAAAAGCUGUACUGCUGCUCUGUGUCCCACAGCCUCAAUGCGCAGCUGAGAUACACACUAGGAAGAUGCUUCAUCAGUGUGCCUGAGCGUUUAGUUCGGCAGCUGUAAAUAUAACGAAGCAGAGCACGCUAGAGCUAAGUAAAGUAGAGAGUAUGUUAAAAAUCUCCAACAAGGUAACACAAGAGCAGCACAAGACUUAAAGUGCACAAUAAACUUACAAAUAUCACAAGUGCUCGUUAUUUACAGACCCAAACCGAGGUCUCUGUACUGACUGGCUAUAUAUAUAAAAAUACUUUGCUCUUUGCUGUUAAUGGAGGUCUCAGUAAUGACAUGUGGUAAUACCUGCUGUUUCGGCACCUUUCAACAGAAUGAGGAAAAUGUACUGCAUACUCGAUGAUCAAGAUUUUUGCUCUAAAACAGUUAAAAAAAAAAAAAAAAAAAUUUAGUGAGUAUAAAAAUGGAAAAAUAUUUUCUUUUUCUGUAAUACUAUUUCUAAAAUAUGUGCAAAUUCACACGAUUUAUUCAAUUCGAAUGUUCAAUUUAUUUAUUAAUUUUUGCUUUAUUUUUAGUUAAUGCUAAUUGCCUUCUUGGCGAUACGGUUGUAGUGAAAAGUGUUUUAUGAUAUUCUAUGAAGGAUAAUUUAAAGGCUUAUUCGAAAUACCUCACUUAAUCUAGCCAGCCUGACAACUUCUGAUAUAAAAUUCAUUAUACAUUAAAACAUCUUAUCUUUGUUCAAGUGUAGAAAAUAAAGCAGUGAAAUAAAAGAAAUGUAACAUACAGCAGAAGUUGUUAUAAAUAGUUUGCUAUACUGAAUGAAACCAUUCAAGUGUUUUUACACCUGAUUGUAUGUAUGUUUUUAGUUGGAUUGUUAUUAUUAUUAUUAUUAUUAUUAGAUUUCUAAUGUCUAUGACUUUGCCUUCUUUCCUAGUUUGUAUUUGUGUACGGAACUUCACCUUAUUAAACCGGGUUUUUAAAAAUGACGAUCCGACU